Molecule: messenger RNA, 1169 nt
Organism: Neodiprion virginianus
Lineage: Eukaryota; Metazoa; Arthropoda; Insecta; Hymenoptera; Diprionidae
Product: U3 small nucleolar ribonucleoprotein protein IMP3
Exons: 4
Coding region: 109-657 (182 amino acids)
Biological process (GO): rRNA processing
Cellular component (GO): small ribosomal subunit; small-subunit processome; Mpp10 complex
Molecular function (GO): rRNA binding; structural constituent of ribosome; snoRNA binding
Source: RefSeq, a predicted model, not a curated record
CCGUAAGCGCCCAAGUCGAACGCACCCAUUGCUUUCCGCUGAAAACCAGACUCGCGUGUCGACAAAUACACGUGUUCGUGUAAGUCGUGACAUUUUUGAAUUCGAAAGAUGGUUCGAAAAUUGAAACAUCACGAGAAGAAGUUGCUGAAAAAAGUAGACUUUAUUUCUUGGGAGGUAGACAAUAACUUGCACGAGAUUAAAAUUUUGAAAAAAUACCGAAUCCAAAAAAGAGAAGAUUAUACGAAAUACAACAAAUUAUCACGACAAAUUCGAGAACUGGCUAGAAAGAUCAAGGAAGUAGAUGCUGAGCAUCCAUUCAGAAUAGAGCAAAGUGCCAUGUUGCUGGAGAAAUUGUAUAUGAUGGGUCUCAUUUCCACUAAGUGGGAUUUAUCUCUGUGCGAGAAAGUUACAGCCAGCUGUUUUUGUAGAAGAAGAUUACCUGUCGUUAUGGUUCGUAAUAAAAUGAGUGAAACCAUUAAAAUGGCGACAAAGCUAAUCGAACAAGCUCAUGUACGUGUUGGACCUGAAGUCAUUAAGGACCCAGCAUUUCUUGUAACAAGAAACUUGGAAGACUUUGUGACAUGGGUUGAUACUUCAGCAAUAAGGAAACAUGUAUUGGAAUACAAUGAAAUGAAAGAUGACUUUGAGGGUAUAUGAACAUUCUGAUGAAAUGCCGCAGAACAAUCAAUGGCGAUAUAGUUUUCUGAAACCAGUUUCCUGAUCUUUAUUACCGUUGUAAAAAACUGCAGUAUUAUUCAACAGUCGUGGUGGUCUUCCUAGUUUCACGUGGGAUGAAGGCAGUGAACAAUUACGUGAAGAAAUGCUCGGAUUUGUUGUAUCGCGUAUUUCCAUGUAAUCACUUGUUGAGAAUAAAUCUUUUGACGGUAUUGACAAUUUCUCCGGCGAAUAAAAAGUGGUAUUUUCACGAGCACGCUUUGCAUUGUUCACAUCAUGAAUGUUACUUUUUCUCUUCAACUUGUUUGAGAUUACCACAUUACACAUAAGGUGUUGAUCUGGUCUUGAAUGGGAUGAAGAAGGCAUUGGAAAGUUUGCAUAAUAAAAAAAAUUUUGGUCGCUUUUUGUACCACUUGAUUCUGCGAAUUUACUUGUAAAUAAUGUAUUAUUUGACACUGAUGAUUCUUCAGGUGAAUAAAAAAUGUCGUUUUUAA